AUGGGGCGAGCUGAAAGCGCAGCUCCCAGUGAAAGCCCAGAACCCAGAACCCAACGCCAUGGUCGGCGGCGAGCAGGAGCAGCGUCUUGUCCAAGAGUCCGCUGUCCCCGUCAUCUCCAGCGGCGGCGACCCGUCAUGUCCCGCCGUUCGAUUGGCCCACUUCCUCCACCCCCGCGCGGGCGGCGCCCAUCGCCCCGCUCUACCUUCUCCGCCCCGCGACACCGGCCCUGUUCUUGGCGACGGGCUCCAGGUCGAAUUCAAGGGCUGGGCAGAACCCCCUAUCCUGUGGAAGCGGUGGGUGGACAAGCUCCGCCCGCGGUACGAGCUCCAGUGGCGGACGGUUGGGAUCUUGGAUGCCAUCCUCGCCACCACCUACCGGGUGCGCCGCGACGAUGGCGCCAUGCUCCAGCUCGCCGCGAUCUGGUCCGCCGAGACCAACACGUUCCUAUUCCCGUGGGGCGAGGCGACGGUGACGCUGGAGGACGUCUCCGUGCUCGGGGGGCUGCCCUUGCUCGGCAGGGCUGUCCGGGCGCCGCUCGAGGGCGUGCCUCGCGGGGAUGUGGAGGCGCUCCAGGCCGUCCGCCGCGCGCUCUACAAGCGCAAGGGCCAGAAACCCGACCACCCCUCGUGGGUGAGGCGUUUCCUUGAGCCCCCGCCUCCGCCUCGAGAGGGGGCCGCCGCCGCCGCCCACGACAAUGAAGCGGCCGAGCUGCUCGAGCACGGGGCAUUCCUCGCCAUGUGGCUGUCCCUCUUCGUGCUGCCGGAGCCGCCCUUCGACUUGAUCCGGACGGAGGUGCUCCCUAUCGCUGCGCGGCUGGCUCGCGGCGGGUGCGUGGCGCUCGCGCCGGCUGUUCUCGCCAGCAUCUACAUUGACCUCUCCAUGCUGAACCACUACAUCAAUUUGGACGAGAGACACCAGCCGUUCGUGGGGUGGGCGCCGCUACACAUCCUCCAGCUCUGGGUCUUUGCUAGGUUUCCCGAGCUUCGCCCUGAGAUGGCGACCACCCUAGAUCCCCUUGCUCGUCACCAGCCUUGGGCUGCCCGGUGGCAUGAAGUUCGAAAGGAAAUUGACCCCAUGUAUCUUCACGCAGUGUUCCUGUCACCAAGCGAGUUCGAGUGGAGGCCGUAUGGAAGUAGCAGCUUUGCUCCGCCUCGGGAGAAGGCUUGCUCUUGGGUUUAUGGCCGGGACAUAGCAAGAAGUAAACAGCUGCAAUCCUUUGCACAGUGUCUGCGUGCUUGCGAGCUUGUAGGCAUGCGCUGCAUUGAGCAGUACAAUCCUCAUCGUGUUGCAAGGCAGCUUGGCUUCGAUCAGGACGUGCCUGGGUCUGUUGCCCGUGCUGACUCAAAUUGGGAGACUGCUUGGGGAACAUAUAUGAUGGAGCCUAAAAAUUUCGCGUUCAUCGUUCCGCAGUACAUGCUGGCUGUGACGAUUGAGUACGCAAAAUGGUGGGAGCCUUACUCGUUGGCAUAUGCUACUGCUGUUGCUAACUCUGUAAAGUUGAAAGAGUCCCGUGCUUUGGUUAGUCCAAGGGGAGAAAAUAUGGAUGUUCUUCGUGAUGAUAAUGCUAGUAAAGAGAAAGCACCUCCUGACCUCGUCAUUAAACAGAAUAGCAGCUCAGAACAUGGUGAAGUAUCCCACCAUCACCUUGUCAAGGGAGCAGUAAGCACAACCAGCAGCCAAGCCACUGGAUUAGCCCAUCUGCAGUCAAGUCUUGAAGACAUCAUGGUGGUCAGUGAUGGUGAGUCCGAUGAAUUAGUGGGCAUGGAACAUGAGGUGGGUGCAACGCAGAUUGAAGGUAAUGAAAAAGCAAAUAAAGAUGCAUCAGCCUCAAAGAAACAAUCGGGGCCCCUUUUGGAAGAUUGUCCAGUGGUCAAUAGGAAGAGCUCAGGGAAAAAUAAGAUGUCUUCUAGCAAUCCGGUUGAUGCAAAUCUUGAACUGCCCAAGGGAGCACUAAGCACAACCAGCGGCAAAUCCACUGGGUCUGCAACUGUGGCCCAUGUGCAGUCAAGUCUUGAAAACAUCGUGGUGAUCAGUGAUGAUGAGUCCCAUGAAUUAGUGGGCAAGGAACAUGAGGUGGGUGCAGCGCCGAUUGAAGGUAAUGAAAAAGCAAACAAAGAUGCAUCAGCCUCAAAUAAACAAUCAGGGCCCCUGUUGGAAGAUUGCGAAAGCGCAGGAAACAAUAAGAUGUCUUCUAGCAAUCUGAUCGAUGCAAAUCCUAAACUGCCCAGGAGAAUAAUUUCAACUAAUACACUUUACUACCUCAAACCAUUUGGGCGGGUGAAAGACGCACAUGAUAGAGAUGCAGCUGGAACGAAUACGAACCAAGGAGCUUACCUGCCAAGACGGGAAGUUGGGACAAGGGAAAUGAUUGAAGAGGCAUCUGCUGCUCGAGAAGCCGAAAAGGUUGUGCUGCAAAAAACAAUCGAUUCUCUGCAGGAAGAGAUUGCAGAAGCACAAGCGCGGUUGAGGGAUAGCAACCCCUAAAAAGUUUGAGGUGUGACUUCAGCUAGUACAGUCUGUCUACGUGGUGAAACCGACGCACACACACGGGUAGAGUGGGGAGGGAGAAGGAAGAAUGCUCCAGGGUGAGAUGACUGUAUUUUGGAGGCACCACCUGCAGAUAUUAAGCUUAAUGAUCGUCACCUUCAGGUGGGCACGGCCAUCAUGUACACCUAGCACUGCACACAAGAUGCUUCACGUGGUUGCCAGGAUACCCUAUUGAGGCCAUCAACAAGAUCAAGCAGCUUGUCGUUGAUGUGUCUUUUGGCACGUAGCCACUUCCCAGAGACCACCGACGAUGCAAUGACCAAAUCCUCCACAUGAUCAUCUUGGCUGUUUUGCUUCCGGAACAUCUGACUUGUUCUCUUCAGAGUCAGUAGUCUUGGUAUGGAUUCACAGAGGAUACUUUUGAUGUGGUUAUGUUUUGCAACCCAAUAUACUCGUUGUCGAAAAGUUGAUCUUGCACCCUACUGAUUGCAUACAAAAUAGUUUUCUUCCUGCAGUGAUGAAAGGAUUACUGAGCAGAUUAAAGGUUGAAAGUAAGGCAUGGACAAACAAGAGGCAAUUCUGAGCGAAUUGAGCAGUAGCAGUAGCUGAUAAUGUUCUAUGUACUCUGGUUGGUGGCUUUAUGGAAAGUUGGCUCUGUUUGGCUGUU
This is a messenger RNA of Lolium perenne, 3155 nucleotides long. RefSeq lists its product as uncharacterized. Gene Ontology annotation, biological process: meristem maintenance; meristem development. The record is from RefSeq and is a predicted model, not a curated record. Lineage: Eukaryota; Viridiplantae; Streptophyta; Magnoliopsida; Poales; Poaceae.